CAUGUAUAUCACAAGUAUUUCUUAUUUUUUUAUAAACAAUUUCAUGUAAAAAAAUAUUAUGUAAUCCUGGUAAACAAUUCUGCAAAUAAGCGGUAAAACAAUUCAGUAUAUAAAAAGAUUUUAAAAGUUUAGCUAAUUAAACUGUAACGUAAAAGGAAAAAAAUAUGUCACCUAAAUCAGGAAUUUUAACUCAUGAAGAAAAAGAAGCUUAUGAGCGGAUUAAUAAAUCCCUUGCAAUCCAAAAAAAAUCCUUUGAAGACUAUGUUUCUAAACUUUCUUUACAAAAUCUUCAAUGUAUACAAGAAACCUGUGACGCUUUACAGCUUAGCAUUGAUAUCAAAACUGGAAAUAUUUCUUACAAACCUUCUUUUCAACCGCUUAACUUGACCUAUGAUAUAUGUUAUGUUCGCCAUGGUAAAACUGAGGGAAAUACGGAACCGCGAGUUUUUCAAGGUCAAGUAGACUAUCCUGAAAAUCAAUUAAAUCAUGUUGGAGUUCAACAAGCUGAAGAAGCUGCUGUUUUAAUGGAAACACUUAUUAAAGAACAAAACUGGUUACCAGAUGUCAUUAUUCUGAGCCCACUAAACCGUGCUAUAGAGACAGGCUCUCAUUUCUAUAACAAUCAUAAAGAAAUACCCACGGUUAUUGUACCCGAAGCAGCGGAAAUAUGUUUCGGAUGUUGGGACAAUAUGCGGGUCAUUGAUAUACCUCCAAACUCGCUAUGUCAUCUAUUUUAUCUUGACCAAAAUGCGCUUGUUCGUUCACCGCAAGCCUCGACCAUUAACGAAAAAACACGUCCAGACGGGUAUUAUAAAACAGGAAAUCAAAUACCAGCUGAAAGUUUUCUCGACGUCCUUGUACGAAUGAGAAAAGUUUUGAUCUCUCUGGAAAAUAACAAAAAUAUAAAAAACAAAUCCAAUCAAGGGCUUCGACCUAAGGUUCUCAUGUACGGGCAUAGUAUGGCAGGUGCUGCUGUGUCUAUUUUGAUGGGUCAUGGUCAAUAUAUUCAGCAGUCAGCAAACUCUUCGAAGCAUCUAGGCUUUGACGGGCAAUGCAUCAUGAAACAUGCAACACCAACGUUGCUUCUUCCUAAAAAACCAUAAGAA
Messenger RNA from Hylaeus volcanicus, 1106 nucleotides. Its product is annotated as mannitol-1-phosphatase-like. The coding region runs from base 165 to 1103 and encodes 312 amino acids. Lineage: Eukaryota; Metazoa; Arthropoda; Insecta; Hymenoptera; Colletidae. The transcript is spliced from 5 exons. The record is from RefSeq and is a predicted model, not a curated record.